CUUAGAGGACACAGCCAGCAUCUUCCUCUCAGGGUGAGCCCCAAAGCCUGGGGCCUCCCUCAUCCCUUUUCACCUCUCCAUACAAAGGCACCACCCAUAUGCAAAUCCUCACUUAGGCACCCACAGGAAACCACCACACAUUUCCUUAAAUUCAGGGUCCAGCUCACAUGGGAAAUGCUCUCUGAGAGUCACGGACAUCCUGUGCAAGAACAUGAAGCACCUGUGGUUCUUCCUCCUCCUGGUGGUAGCUCCCAGAUGGGUCCUGUCCCAGGUGCAGCUGCAGGAGUCGGGCCCAGGACUGGUGAAGCCUUCGGAGACCCUGUCCCUCACCUGCGCUGUCUCUGGUGGCUCCAUCAGCGGUUACUACUGGAGCUGGAUCCGCCAACCCCCAGGGAAGGGGCUGGAGUGGAUUGGGUAUAUCGGUGGUAGUAGUGGGAGCACCUACUACAACCCCUCCCUCAAGAGUCGAGUCACCAUUUCAACAGACACGUCCAAGAACCAGUUCUCCCUGAAGCUGAGCUCUGUGACCGCCGCGGACACGGCCGUGUAUUACUGUGCGAGAAAAGGGAGUAAAGAUGAAAGUAGAGCUUUUCCCCUGGAGACGCCUGGUCAAGGUCACAGCCACUGCAGAAACCUCACUGCAAGGCAAGGCUGGGCUGGAGGGGGCACUCAGGAGCCACCAAGCACAGGUUCCAACCCCAGAGCAGGUGUACAGAAGGAUGGGGAGGAAGUUUCCUCUCAGGGCCUGUGUCUUCCUUUGUCAACAACAACAACAACAACAACAAAACUAAGUGUUCAACCAGCUGCUGAUGUGCCUUUAAAUAUUCUGUUACAUCGGAACCAUUCAUAUAACUUAAGGCAACGAGAACUAUUUUUAAAGUGUGUUUCUAGGACAAUAAAUAUCUUAAUAGUGAUGAUAUAAAUGAUAGGAAUGGUUUUACUAAUUGAAUGGAUACAGAA
Messenger RNA from Macaca mulatta (Rhesus monkey), 960 nucleotides. NCBI's taxonomy places the organism in Eukaryota, Metazoa, Chordata, Mammalia, Primates, Cercopithecidae. The record is from RefSeq and is a predicted model, not a curated record.